Messenger RNA from Gossypium raimondii (Peruvian cotton), 3828 nucleotides. RefSeq names its product probable LRR receptor-like serine/threonine-protein kinase At3g47570. The record is from RefSeq and is a predicted model, not a curated record. Gene Ontology annotation, cellular component: plasma membrane. The coding region runs from base 1 to 3828 and encodes 1275 amino acids. The transcript is spliced from 7 exons. Gene Ontology annotation, molecular function: ATP binding; protein binding; protein kinase activity. Gene Ontology annotation, biological process: protein phosphorylation. NCBI's taxonomy places the organism in Eukaryota, Viridiplantae, Streptophyta, Magnoliopsida, Malvales, Malvaceae.
AUGGAUUCUAAAUGUAAGCAAGAUCACAAUGAGUCGUCUACUUUUCUGGGAUGUGUGUUUGUUCAAGAGUCGGAGGUCAAUGCGAUUCAACCUAAUUCAGGUAACGAUAACCUGAAGCUUGGUACUAAGACAUUGACUCGGGUAGUGAAGGAAGUGCUAGAGAAAAUGUUUGAGGCUAGGUUAGAGAGGACUAGAGAAAUGUUUCAAGCUAGGUAUGUAUAUUGUGGGAAGGAAAGAGAUCACAAUCCUUUGAGGUUGGAGCCUCGGUCUACAAAGCGCGUUAGAACAUAUUUGAGUGGCAAUAAAGGUUUUACGGAAGGUGUCGAAAGUGGUGUGAGCGUUCCAUUUUGUGAGCAUUGUGAGAAGCAUCAUCCGGAUAAUUACUGGAAAAAGCGUCUUAACUUGCUUAGUUUAGCAACAGCAAGCCCUGUAGUUAGAGGAAAUGACACUGAUCAACAAGCUUUACUCCAGUGCAAAGCCAAGAUAACUGGUGAUCAACUCAACAUUAUGGAGUCCUGGAAUAGCUCCAUUCACUUCUGUCAAUGGAUCGGUGUUACAUGCGGCCGCAAGCAUCAAAGAGUCACCAAGUUGAAACUUCCAUUCCUCAAACUCUCUGGAUCAUUGUCACCCUACAUUGGAAAUUUGAGCUUCCUCAGGGAGUUGGAUCUUGCGAGCAACAGCUUCCACAACCAAAUUCCUCAAGAAAUCGGUGGUUUAAGAAGACUGGAAACAUUAGACCUCUCCAAUAACUCCAUCAGUGGUGAAAUUCCGUCCAAUUUAUCUGCUUGUUCUAAGCUUAUAUAUAUUGAUAUGACAACCAACCAGCUAACGGGAGAAAUACCUGCUUUGCUGGGUCUCUUGUCAAACCUAAAAGUAUUGGGUUUUUUCAACAAUAGUUUGAGAGGGAAUAUCCCACCUUCACUGGGGAACUUGUCAUCGCUGGAGAGACUUGGUUUAACGUAUAAUGCAUUAAGUGGGAUUAUACCUGAAUCUUUUGGACGACUGAGAAACCUUUCAUUUUUCACCAUAUACGGAAAUGCGAUUUCUGGUAUUGUUCCUGUCCCAAUGUUCAAUCUCUCCAAUAUUAGAAUUUUUGAUAUUGGUGCAAACAGGAUUGAAGGUACUCUUCAUUCUGAUUUAGAAAUCAAUAUGCCUCAUGUUGAGUACUUUUCUGUAGGGGAUAACCAAAUCUCUGGGCAAAUUCCACUUUCAAUAUCCAAUGCCCCGAAUUUGGAUGUUCUUCAAUUUUAUGAUAACAUGCUUGAUGGAAAUGUACCUUCAUUAGAAAAGUUGGAUAACUUGUUUAGGCUUGAACUAGGAGGAAACCAUUUGGGACAUGGGAGAGAAGGUGACUUGAACUUUCUUUGCACUUUAGUCAACAAUACAAAACUAGGAUUUCUAUCUAUACCCGACAAUAAUUUUGGAGGGGAAUUUCCAAAAUGCAUUAGCAAUUUUUCUAGCACACUUCAGGGUUUAUCGAUGAGUUGGAACAACAUUUUGGGAAAAAUUCCGGAUGAGAUUGGAAAUCUCAUCAAUUUGGAGCUGCUAGACUUAGCACAAAAUCAACUAUUAGGACCCAUUCCCUUUGAUAUUGGGAGGCUUUGGAAGCUAAAUAUAUUUGACGCUCACAGUAAUUAUCUCUUUGGGACUAUUCCUCACUCCAUUGGAAAUUUAACAGAGUUAACCGAACUUGUUUUAUAUUUUAACAGUCUUCAGGGCAGCAUUCCUUUAGGUCUAGGUAAUUGCAAAAAUUUGAUUCUACUGGAUCUUUCUCUUAAUAAUCUUAGUGGACCAAUACCCCCCGAAAUACUAGGACUAUCAUCCUUGUCCAUUUUACUAAGCCUAUCGUCAAACUCUUUGACUGGUGAGCUUCCUGUUGAAGUAGAAAAACUGAAAAAUCUAGGCCAACUGGAUGUUUCUCACAACAGGUUAUCUGGUUUGCUUCCAAACAACCUUGGGAGUUGUGUAAGUCUGGUCGAGCUGUAUUUGGAGGGCAAUUUGUUUGAAGGGCCAAUUCCUCCAUAUUUGAGUUCAUUGAGGGGUCUUGAGGCAUUGGAUGCAUCCAACAAUAAUCUUUCUGGUGGGAUUCCAGAAUUUCUUGUGAGGUUUGGGACAUUAAAGUACUUAAAUCUCUCUUUCAACAAUUUUGAAGGAGUGAUACCAAGUGAAGGAGUGUUCAAGAAUACAAGUGCUAUAUUUGUUGAGGGAAAUAAUAAGCUUUGCGGAGGCAUCCCUGAGUUACACUUGUCAAGAUGUAACUCCAAAGCAUCAUCAAAAACUUCCCUUAAAUUGAAGAUCACAAUAAUUGUUGUGAUUUCAGGAAAAGAAAAAAGAGCAGAAGCCAACGACAACUCACGUAGAAAAUUCCCUUCUACAGUUAUCAUACCAAAGCAUCCUAAGGGCUACAGACGGUUCUCCCCCCAGAAUUUGGUUGGUUUGGGAAGUUUCGGAUCUGUAUACAAAGGAAUUCUUGAAGCGAAUGGAGCAGUUAUUGCAGUAAAGGUGCUUAAUCUUCUGAAUCAUAGAGCUUCCAGGAGUUUCUUGGUUGAAUGCGAGGCUUUGAAGAACAUUCGACAUCGUAAUCUUGUCAAGGUAUUAACAGCCAUUUCAGGUAUCGAUUAUCAAGGCAAUGAUUUUAAAGCAUUGGUUUAUGAGUUCAUGGAAAAUGGAAGCUUGGAGGAUUGGCUACAUUCAUCUGUUGGCAUGAAUGAACCAGAGACGAUGAGAAACCUAAACUUCAUUCAAAGAGUUAAUGUGGCCGUAGAUGUUGCUCAUGCACUGGAAUAUCUGCAUCAUCGUUGUGAGACGCCGAUCAUUCAUUGUGACCUCAAGCCAAGCAAUGUUUUACUCGAUGGGGAAAUGGUUGGUCAUAUAAGUGACUUCGGCUUAGCAAAAAUCCUUUCUGGGGAUAAGCUUAACCAUUCUACUAAUGAAUCAAGCUCCCUUGGAUUAAGAGGAACUAUCGGCUAUGCUCCACCUGAAUAUGGCAUGGGAAGCGAGUUGUCAAUAAACGGCGAUGUAUAUAGCUAUGGCAUCCUCUUGUUAGAGAUGUUAACAAGGAAAAGGCCAACGAAUGAAAGGUUCAAAGAAGGUUUAAGUCUUCACAACUUUGUCAAAGCUGCUUUGCCCAAUCGAGUGGUUGAGAUUAUAGAUCCCAUUCUUCUUCAAGAGAGUGUCAGAGGAGGAACAGUAGCCGACAUCACUCUUAAUGAAAACAACCUGGGAAACGACAAAUAUCUUCAAUGCUUGAAUUCGAUAUUCAAAAUAGGACUCACUUGUUCUGCUGAAUCACCGAGUGAACGGAUGGACAUGAGCGAUGUUGUUACCCAGCUUUGUUCUAUUAGAGACAAGCUUCUCCGUCCAACUCGAUUAUAUCGUGGGAUUAGAACUGCAUAUGAUGCUAAACCAACAGACUUUAGUAACAAUGUUGUUCUGGAUCAUAUUGUAUCAAUAAUGUUAUUGAACAUGUCAAUCAAUGGCUAUUCAUGGGAACUUUAUGCUGUUGGAAUUGAUAAUCUUCGUCUUCACUUGCUUAGUUUAGCAACAGCAAGCCCUGUAGUUAGAGGAAAUGACAAUGAUCAACGAGCUUUACUCCAUGUUACAUGCGGUUGCAAGCAUCAAAGAGUCACCAAGUUGAAACUUCGGUUCCUCAAACUCUCUGGAUCAUUGUCACCCAACAUUGGAAAUUUGAGCUUCCUCAGGGAGUUGGAUCUUGCGGGCAACAGUUUCUGCAACCAAAUUCCUCAAGAAAUCGGUGGUUUAAGAAGCAAAGCUGGCGUAUCUGCAGUACAGUGCAUUACGGUAAACCGCUGUAUAGACAUGUUGUAG